GCUGUUAUUUAUUUCUUCUCUUCACACACUGCUACUGAUGCUUGCUCAUGUUGGUUCUGUGUGGUGUAGUGACCGAUUUUUAAGAGUGUGAUGGAAUUUCGUGUACGAGAUAAUCGUUUUCAGUAGAAACUUGGGAAAAAAAACGGGAAAAAUCAAAAACAGAAAAUCGAGUGAGUGUAAGAGAAUGAGACAAAAAGAGAAAAUGGAAAAAGAAGAAUAAAGGAAACGAAGAAAAGUUCGCUACAACAGUUUUGACAAAGGAAUAAAUAAAACUUCACGAGUGACGAAAAUGACCGAAUUUUAAAGACGGGCAUUUUUUUCGUUGGUACAUUUUUGGAAAACUAUGGAAGCAAAUUGAGACUUGGUGUGUGAAGCGAUACGAAGUGAAAAAGCGCAUUGCGAAAGAAAAACGAGAAAAGAUAAACUUAUUGAAUGAGCAAAGGCACGAAAGGCGUUUAAGUUGUAAAAAAAAAAGUGAAAGCAGCAUCAAUCAAGACCACCUCGAACCAACAAAACUCACUCUUAUCAUUAUUACAUUUUAAUUAAACAUUUUUUUUUGGUUAAAAUAUUCUUUGAUUUUCUCUUAUUUCGAAAAGAAAAAAACAAUUGGACGCCAAAACUUUUUGCAAUUGUGAUAUUUUUUUGAAAAAAAAAAAAGAAGGUACAUUGACAGUCAAAAAUAGAAAGCACAAAUCAAGAGGGUGGUUGUUCCUAUAAAAUAAGACACUGUGCAAUUUGACUGAAAACAUAAUGCUUCUGAGUGGAAAAUUCGAACGAAAGUUAUUUGCAGUGUUGUAAAAUUGUCGGUGCAAAAAAAAAAACAAAUUUCCAAAUUUCGUUUCGAUUUUUUUUUUUUGAUUGUUCUAAACCAAAAGUAAUCGAUCAAAUUCGGUUAUUUUGCUAAAACUAAAUUCAAAUUGUUUAUCGAGUAUAUGACACAGAUUUUUGUUUGAUGAACGAGAUAAAGAAGAGCACACAGCAGACAAGUAUGAGCAGUGAAUUGAUCAACGCGAUUAAAUGUUGUGGCCAAAAUUGGGGAAAAAAUAGAAUCAAAUGAAAAUCUCUCGAUUUGAAGAGUGUUAAAAGUGUUGGUGUCUGAAUUUGGUGCGUAUGUUGGUGCUAUUCAAUUCAUCAGCUUUAGUUGUGUGAGCGCAUCGAAAAUUGAUUGUGUUGUGUGCUUAGUGUGUUCAAACAUCUAACGAAAUAGUAAACGAGUAAAUCGUAUCACGGCCAAAUCUAACUACUUCUAUAAUAAGAAAUAAACGAAUUUUCUACACUAUCUACGCAAGAAAAAAAAUUAUAAUAAUAAUUCGAAAAAAACCGAAGAAAUUAUUUUAUAAUUUUGUCAUCAUUGUCAUCUUAUAGUGGUCGUCGUCAUAUUCGUCGUCAUCGUCGUCGUCGUUAUCGAAGCCGCCGUUUUAUUGUGCAUUUUAUAUAUUGGUGGAGGUUUACAUGUUUAGUGUUUGUAUGUCGUCGUCAUCGGUGUCGUUGUAUUUAGAUAUUGUUAAUGCAGUCACGAAGCACAAAAAAGUUGCCCCGAAGUGGUACUGUUGAGACAUGCCGUAAUGGCAAGAGAGGAGUCUCGUGGCAAGAGACCCUUAAAAAUCUGGGACAGUUGGAGAAAUGUUCGGAAAGGUCUAGUUGUGGGAAGUUUUGAAGAAUUACUUGUUAGAGGUAAAGACAAACUUUGUGUUCCAGCCUCGGAACCGGUUCGCGUUGUUUUGGAGUGUGAUGGCACACAAAUUGAGGAUGGUGAAUAUUUUCGCACAUUGGCGAAUAACACGGUGUUAUUACUUCUUAGGCAAGGUGAACGAUGGUUUCCAACUGGCGUCGAUGUUAUAAAAGCUGAUUUGUUUUUUAAUUCAGCGAUAUCGGCGAUCCCGCGCAUUGUGUGUGAAACCAUUCAUGCAUUAGAGUUGCACGAUGAAACGCCAUCCUGGAAGAUCAUGGAUAAUAAAGGUCGUGUGACCGUUGUAAUGUGCUGGGAUCAUCAUAGACAAGGCAAUAUUGCUGGUAGUUCCUCAGCAACGGGUAGUACAAUAAUUCAUAGCAGUAGCGGUGUAUCGAGCACGUGUAAUGGUCCAUUUUCAUCCAUACCGAUUAGUCCAUCGAAAAAAAGUAGCGGCAUUUCAGCGCAAAGUUCAAUCGAUAAAAUGCAACAACGGUAUCCAAGUCCACAAAUCACUGUAAUCAAUCAUGACGAUAUACAAUCAACAUAUGGUUCAGGCCGACGAUUACCUAAGCAGGGCGGUGGUUCGUUUGAUUCGGUUCAUAUUCAUACGCCUGAGUGUUCACAUCAUGUGCACACGCCAAGUCGAGCUGGUAGCCCGAGUGCAGAAUGUGAUUUUCACUGUUGUUCAUUGCACGAAGAAGGUCGUGAAAUAGCAAGUGUAGCUACAUCACCAAUUCAAGAUGGAAUUGUAGCAACGGGUACUAGUGCCGGUGGUGGGACAAUAUCAACCUCACCUAGCCAAAGACGAACACCACAUCCAAAAGGUCAUGUACGGUUUUUGGAUAUACAACAGGAACGGGAAAGUUCUGAAAGCGAAACAGAAAACACCGUCAUGGAAGACGAAACAAUCACAUCGGAGAAAUUUUUACUGCUAAUCGAUCAGCUGUCGGUUGAUCAAAAGCGACAUUUAAAUAUUAAGGAUAUUGGUAUAAUAUUAGAGCGUUUAAGUGCAAAAAUUGUUGAUGUUGAGCGCUUAGAUCGCGAAAGUGAAUCAGACGAUUGUUACAAUUGGACUAUGAAAGCAACAAUACGUGGUGAAGCGUUACGUGAAUUAGGUGUUAUUUAUAAUGGUAAUUAUUAUGCAAUAUCUGAGCAUCCAGGCUACAAAGAGGAAAACGAAGAGCUUGGCGAAGAGGAAAUUGAAGAAGAGGAUGAAGAUAGACUUUAAGAGCACAAUUAAAAACAAAACCAACAAAAAAAAUAAACAAACAUAAAAUAAAACGAAAAAAGUUGUUCGUUUUUAGAACGUCAAGAAAAUAGAAACCCACAACUUCCAUGAAAUUUGUUUACCGUUGAUUUGAGAUAAGCAAACAAGAAUUAAGGAGAUAAAAAAUGAAAGCAACAAAAAAAAAUGUUAAAAACAAAACAGAACACAGCAAUCAUUGGACUUUCAUGUCCGAUUUGACUGGACGCUAAAACAGACUCUUCUAUAUUUCUAUGAGCGCCUAAAACAGUUUUCAUACUCUAAACCAUCAUAUUCAGUUUAUCGAGAAUACACAUCCAAAAAAAAUGGUGUGCUCACGAAUAUACCCAAAAACUUCCAUGAACGGCAAAGCCAAUUCAAAUUUAAAAAAAUCUUGGCCAUAUCGGGAUGCCAAAUCAAUUCGAAUGCACAUUAUUGCUACAUUUUUAAACAAAACAACAAAAUUAAUGGAAAAACUACAUUUACAUACAAACGAAAUUAGCCCAGACAAAUACUAUAUAGUCAAAUGAACUAAAAUCAAAUGUAAAUGUAAUUGACGAUGAAAACAAAAUACAAAACAUAAAAAAAAACGCAACACGCAAAACAACUAACGGAAAUAGAAUAACAAACACGAAGAAAAACUAUUAGGAAAAAAAUGUCUGUUUCAUGCAAAUCUUCCAACACAUUCCUUAAGUAUCAUAAAUGUAUUUAAACAAAUUAUUACUAUAUUUAUUAUUAUAUAUAAUUAUAUAUGAAAGAGGAGAUUAUAAACUAGAUAACAAUCUCGAAGGGACAACAGCCAAUAAGCGACAAAAAGCAAAUAAAAAAAAAGAAUGCAAAACUAUUGCAAAAAAUGCAUAAAAUGAUUCUAGAAUAUUAGAUGUUAAAAGAGUUGAGUGAGAUCAACUAAAAUACAAUCGAAAAUGUACUUUCAGUUCGAUUUGUUAAAAAAAAA
Contarinia nasturtii (swede midge) is the source of this 3870-nucleotide messenger RNA. RefSeq lists its product as uncharacterized. The transcript is spliced from 8 exons. The record is from RefSeq and is a predicted model, not a curated record. Lineage: Eukaryota; Metazoa; Arthropoda; Insecta; Diptera; Cecidomyiidae. Gene Ontology annotation, biological process: regulation of apoptotic process; apoptotic process. The coding region runs from base 1566 to 2900 and encodes 444 amino acids.